Messenger RNA from Rasamsonia emersonii CBS 393.64, 1906 nucleotides. RefSeq names its product DNA replication licensing factor Mcm3. The annotation marks the transcript as partial. The record is from RefSeq and is a predicted model, not a curated record. Gene Ontology annotation, cellular component: nucleus; MCM complex. Lineage: Eukaryota; Fungi; Ascomycota; Eurotiomycetes; Eurotiales; Trichocomaceae. Gene Ontology annotation, molecular function: single-stranded DNA binding; ATP binding; single-stranded DNA helicase activity. The transcript is spliced from 5 exons. Gene Ontology annotation, biological process: mitotic DNA replication initiation; DNA replication; DNA strand elongation involved in DNA replication.
AUGGACGGGGUCCGCCUCCGCGAUGAGGCCGCACAGGAUCGAGUGCGAGCAGCGACUGAAUUUCUUGAUCCAAAGAGUUUUGUGGAUCAUUUUUCUGAUGGGCCAUUUGUGUAUGUGCAGGUCAGCAUCGACGAAAUCAGAGCACAUAACCGUGAAUUGGCGGACGGGCUUCUUAAUUCGCCGUUCGAGUAUACGCAAGCUUUUGAUAGGGCUCUCAAGGAAGUCAUUAAGACUCUGCCCAAUCGGCCAGCGAGAGAAACUGCCGAUGAUGUGUCGUACUACUGUGCCUACGUUGGCGCCUUCGGAGAGAAUGCCUGCAACCCGCGGACGCUAGGCUCUUCGCACUUGAAUAAGAUGGUGUCGCUAGAAGGCAUUGUUACCAAGUGCUCUCUCGUGCGGCCCAAAAUAAUUCAGAGUGUACACUAUAGCGAAAAGAAAAAUCGUUUCUACGCGCGGAAGUAUCGGGAUCAGACUAUGACUGCCAGCGGAGCAACGAGCUUGAACGUUUAUCCCACAGAAGACGAGGAGAAGAACCCGCUCAUCACUGAAUAUGGAUAUUGCACCUACAUGGACCACCAAACCAUCUCGAUUCAGGAGAUGCCUGAACGGGCUCCUGCAGGCCAGUUGCCCCGUGGAGUGGAUGUGAUCCUGGAUGAUGACCUGGUCGACCGAGCCAAACCAGGAGACAGAAUCCAGCUUGUUGGUAUUUACCGCACUCUUGGAAACCGAGGAGCUGGCUCGGGGCCGUCGACGUUCCGCACGGUUAUCAUUGCGAACAACAUCAUCCAACUGUCGUCAAAGUCGGGAGGAGGAAUUGCUCAGGCUACGAUUACCGAUACGGAUAUUCGCAACAUCAACAAAAUUGCGAAGAAGAAGAAUGUCUUUGAUCUUCUGUCCCAAUCGCUUGCGCCUAGUAUCUACGGACACGACUAUAUCAAAAAGGCCAUCCUUCUCAUGUUGCUUGGGGGUGUGGAGAAGAAUCUCGACAACGGAACCCAUCUACGUGGUGACAUCAACAUCUUGAUGGUCGGUGAUCCCUCGACGGCAAAGUCGCAGAUGUUGCGCUUCGUGCUGAACACGGCGCCGCUUGCGAUUGCCACCACGGGUCGAGGCUCCUCCGGCGUCGGUCUCACGGCUGCUGUGACCACAGACAAAGAGACUGGCGAGAGAAGGCUGGAAGCUGGUGCGAUGGUGCUGGCUGACCGCGGAGUGGUCUGUAUUGAUGAAUUCGACAAGAUGAGCGAUGUGGACCGUGUUGCUAUCCACGAAGUGAUGGAGCAGCAGACCGUCACCAUCGCGAAGGCGGGCAUUCACACGUCUCUGAAUGCGCGGUGCAGUGUUUUCGCGGCGGCGAACCCAAUCUAUGGACAGUACGACCCGCAUAAAGAUCCGCACAAGAACAUUGCUCUUCCGGACUCUCUCCUGUCUCGUUUCGAUCUGCUGUUCGUCGUUACCGACGAGCCCGAUGAUACGAGCGACAGGCUGGUCUCCGAGCACGUGUUGCGAAUGCAUCGGUACCGUGAACCCGGCACUGAGGAGGGUGCUCCUGUCCGUGAGCAGGCUACUCAGACCCUGGGUGUCGGACUUGAAGAGAGCCGGGAUCCCAAUCGCCCGACGGAGGUGUACGAGAAGUUCAACGUCAUGCUCCACGCUGGUAUGAUCACGACAAGCCGCGGUAAAGGGCGCAAUGUUGAGGUCUUGAGCAUCCCGUUCAUCAAGAAGUACAUCCAGUACGCCAAGUCGAGAAUCAAGCCUGUCCUGACGAAAGGCGCUGCGGACCACAUUGUUGCCACAUACUCGGCGCUUCGAAACGAUGAGCUGACUGGCAACCAGCGGAAGACGUCGCCGAUGACGGCCCGCACGCUGGAGACGCUCAUCCGUCUUUCGACAGCGCACGCCAAGGCAC